AUGGUUUCCCCGGGGGAGCCCAGGGCAACCAGGUCGCCUAAGGAGGGACGCACCGGCCCAGCGCCUGGCGAAAUGUCCCGCCAACGACAAGUCAUCCCCGCGUCACGGGCCCCCCUGGGGUCACCAACCAAGGACACGCUACACGUCUUAGAGAGUCGUCUCCAGAACACGGAGGGCGACACCCAAGAUCUUCUCUCUCAGCUGGCAGAGAUGGGGUUUGAUCCACGCGUGAUCAUGUCUCAACAACAGGGAUCCAGAUCACAUUCCCUGGAUCCAGGCGUACAGGAUCCUAUAAGUCCAUUCCAGCACAGGGCGGUCCAGGUGGCUCCGGAGGUGCUGCAGAAGAAGUAUGAGGAACUUGUGGCCAGAGUGUGCAGGACUGAGAGCACCAUACAGUCACUUAAGCUGAACCUGGUCACACUGCAGGCUGAGAAGGACUUAAGGGGAAAAGAUACUCAGGGAGCUAACGAACAGAUGGCAGCUGCGGUGGAGGCUUACGACCGUGAGGUGAAGAAGUUGAAAGGUCGUCAGGAGAGGUUACAGAGAGACAUGGAGGAGGCUGAGAACAGGAGGGAGACAGCAGUACUGGACGUACAACAGUUACACAACGCACUGGAGGUCGCCAACACUGAGAAGAAUGAGCUGACAGCUAGGUAUGAAGAGUUGAAGAACACAAAACAGAAGUUGUCAAGAAGGCUGAAUGAGAUAAAAGAAGAGUUGUCUCGAGAAAGCAGUCUGCGAGCCAGUCUCGAGGAAUCCCAUGCUACACUACUGGCCAGAAUACACAGUAUGGAAGGGGUGGUGGAGACUGAGAGGCAUGGGGUUGAGACACUGUCCUCUGACUGUAACGCCCUGAGGAAGGAGACCAUGCAAGCGAGGGAAGAGUUGAAGAAAGAACAGAUGAUACGGGAACAGGUGGAAGAGUUAGUCAGGACACUCAGGGCAGAAACUGAAAUAAGAGAAAGAGAGAUGAAGAAAUUUGUGGGAGAACAUCAGGUUAACCAGAAGAUAGUUGCUGACCUGAAGAGACAGAACGUCGAGCUGAGAGGGGAGUCAGAAAAUGCCCGUAGGAUCCUCCAGGAACAAAAGGAGGCCUAUCAUCAGCUGGAGAAGGAGAACCAGGAGGCCCAUGAAGCCUUGAAGACGGCUUCAGGAGAGAUCGCUAAACUCAUGUCUGACCACCAGCAUGCACUCAAGCUGGAGCAGGAGAAAGUUUCCACUCAGCUGAAGGAACAGGACAGGGCACUACAGACACACAAGGCCACAGUGUCAGACCAGGUGGAACAACAGAGACAAGAGAAGGCCAUAAUACAGAGAGAAAAUGAUGAACUGAAGUCCAAGAUCUCUAGUCUGGAGAGAGACCUACAGCUGAAGGAAGACAAGUCCGUGGAACAAGUCAAGAAACUGGAUUCUGUCAUUGAAACUUUGAAGAAGGAAAUAGAGCAACUGACAAAGGAGAAGGAACAAGUACUGAAAGACAAGCAGAGUCUGCUGGAGGAAGUGAACCAGGCUGUCGAUGGGAUGACAGAGGAGAGACAAAAACUGCAGGAUGAAAUGCAGCAGUACAAGUUGGAGAUCUCAGCCCUGUCCAAUGCCAGACAGCAGGUGGAACAGGAGAACAUGCGACUGUUGGAGAGGAUGGGAGCUGUGGAACAACAACAGGCAUCCCAGAAGCAGGUUGAGAAGGCCAUGGCUGAGAUGAUAGACAGCAAGAACAGACUGGCUUAUGACAAGGGGAAACUACAGACAAAAGUUGACCAGCUACAGCAGGAGCUGGAGUCCCUGGCCAACGCCCAGUCAGAGGUGGUGCACCUGCGGAAGGUGAACGCAGCUGUGGAGGCCAAGUUCAACAAAGCAGCUGCAGAACUGAACGCCUGCAGGAUCAACAUGCAGAGAACUGAGAGUCAACUCAGACAGGCCCAGGCAGCCAUUGAGAGGAAAGAGGAGGAGUUUGCCAUGGCCAUCAAGGCUAGGGACGAGGCUGUCAAGGAGGGUCAAAGGUUACUGGAUCACAUCGAGGCUGUGGAGGAAAGGGAAAGACAAAAGUUGGAAGGCUACAAGAGAAGCCUGUCGGAGGCUAAACAGGACAGUACCCGUGUGGCCAGUACCCUGGAGGGAGUGAUGCAGUCCCACACACAGCUGCAGGACGCUGUGGAGGCGCUGCAGACUGAGCUGGGCAGGAAGGACAGCGAGAUAGCCGCUAUGAAAAAUGAACGGCAGCAGUUCCAGAGAAACAUCAGACAGCUACAGGGGGAGGUAGAGGCCCUUCAGUCUCAGGUAGCAGAGAUGGAGGCCAUGGAAUCAAAUGAGGUGGAGCCAUUGAAGUUAGCACUUGACCAGACCAAGCAGGAUAACAUGAAGCUGGCAGCAUCUCUGGAGGGGAUCUUACAGUCCAACUCUCAGCUACAGUCCAACCUGGACAAACUACAGGAUCAACUAGAACAGAAAACCUUCCAGCUCGACAAGAUCAAAACCACCAGGAGCCAGGAGAGUGAAGAGAUGAAACAUGAGGUCAGAAACUAUGAGGAGAGACUGGAGAAUCUCAAACAGCAGUUCAACAAGGAGAGGGAGACAACCAGGAAGAGACAUCAGAAAGAACUGACUGAGCUGCGGAGAGUCCAUGAGGAGUCGUUCUCUCGUGUUUCGGACCUGUCACGGACCAACAAACAGCUGCAGGGCAGGAUAGACGAGCUGGAGCAGCAGCAGGCCAGGCUGAAGGACCGCAUCAGGAGCCAGAAGGUCCAGCUGGACCAGCUACAGAAGGAGAGGAAGAACCAUGAACACACGCAGGGCAAGGUCAAGACCAUACAGGCUGAGCUGGAGUCUUUGGAAAAGGUGAAGAAUGAAUACAUCAGCAAGAACAAAGAACAGGCAAAAACUAUCAGUAGUUUUCUGGAAGAGAUAAACGGUCUGAAGUCUGAACUAAAGGCCCUGGCAAGGGCACAGGUGGAGGCAUCAGAAGCCGUGAAGUGAGUUUGUACUGAUCCUU
This is a messenger RNA of Branchiostoma belcheri (Belcher's lancelet), 2989 nucleotides long. Its product is annotated as coiled-coil domain-containing protein 150-like. NCBI's taxonomy places the organism in Eukaryota, Metazoa, Chordata, Leptocardii, Amphioxiformes, Branchiostomatidae. The record is from RefSeq and is a predicted model, not a curated record. Bases 1 to 2973 code for a protein of 990 amino acids. The transcript has 25 exons.